UAGCAACCAAACGAAAACAAGCCCUCUCUACGUACUUGCCUUCUUUUCGAUUCCGUUCUCGAUGUACCAAGCUUGAAUGAUUUUUUCAAUUAAAUUCCGAGUAAGCUGGUUUUCUAAUUAGGCAACCGCUCACAUCUUUACCUUGGGUUGAAAAUCUUUGAUACCGCAGGUAGCUCUCGAGUAAGCCCGUACUAAUGACAGCCCCCGCCUGGCCUUCUGGGUCUUUCCAGGUGUCUCUCAGGUGUCUAUUACGACUUGACUAUAUUACUUCUACCGACUGGUUGUCUCUUCUGACAACCUUGAUCCCACACUUGCAGAAGCCCCUUCAUACCCACUGAGAUCCUAGCUGGUGCCAACUACAAAGCAACAAGAUGUCGUGGACAUGCGGAACAUGCUGGAAAGAAUUUACCACUGAGCGAAGUCGAGAACAACAUAUGGAUGCAUUAGAUCAUUCGGUUCCCGAUCAUGAAUGUGAUAGAUGCUCGCGUUUCUUCAAUUCCCGCAGCGCCGUCGUCAAUCACAUGAACGCAAAGAAUCAUUGGUAUUACGAAUGCACUUUCUGCGAUGAAACAUGGCCAACUGAAGAACAACAAAGAGAGCACGAGAUGGAGGAACACUUCCACUGUACUGAUUGUUCCCGGACAUUUAGAAAUUACAACGAUAUCAAGAUGCAUCUUAACUCGCGUGCCCAUCGCGGCAUAAACAUCAAUUGUCCUUUUUGCAAAAAGGCCUACACAUGUGCCACCGGCCUCGCGCAUCACAUAGAGGGAGGAGCUUGUCCGAGAGCUCCACGUCUAAAUCGAGAUGAAGUAUAUAAGCUCGUCAGAACCAAAGACCCAGGCGGCCUUAUUUCCAAGAAUCUGCUCGGUUGGAAAGGUUCUCCUAAGUACGAGGCCACGUACGAAUCGUGGAAUGGAUGUGCCUUCGAGUGUUACCUCUGCCAUCGCCAAUUCGGCUUACUUAGUUCCCUAAACCAGCACCUUAGCUCGCCUACACAUCAGCAAAAUCUCUAUCAUUGCCCCAACCGGCUUAGCUGUGGUCGUGAGUUCGUCUCACUAGCUGCUCUUAUGAAUCAUCUCGAGAGCGAAAGCUGCGGAUACACCAGGUUUGAGAACGUGCAGAGGGCCAGUAGGAAUAUUAUGGACCCAAACCGACUCAUUAGUUUCAACUAAGAGCACCGGUGGUGUCAAAGUAGCAGCAAUGUCUACCUACCUAUGAUUCGACUUUGAGCUGUAGAAAUGGUUUUCAGUACCUCUGAUUGAUUUGUUGAUUAAGUCUUAAGGGGAGACCUUACCGUCAAUAGUUAGGAUUAACGCCCUUUUCAAUUUUCUUAGAGGUUUUGACCUUGAUAUCAUGUAUUACUGUUGUACGAUAUGACCAUCUUGACCGCCCCCCUUUCCGUUGCGUAUGGACUGUACAAUAGGCAGGCCGACGAUACUAAUAGAAUAGGGGGGUGUCGGCAUAUCUACCGCGAAAGAAGCGAUGUCUCCUACACCCAAAUACACCCAAAU
This is a messenger RNA of Daldinia loculata, 1511 nucleotides long. RefSeq lists its product as uncharacterized. Gene Ontology annotation, biological process: regulation of transcription by RNA polymerase II. Gene Ontology annotation, cellular component: nucleus. The record is from RefSeq and is a predicted model, not a curated record. Lineage: Eukaryota; Fungi; Ascomycota; Sordariomycetes; Xylariales; Hypoxylaceae. The transcript has 4 exons. Gene Ontology annotation, molecular function: RNA polymerase II transcription regulatory region sequence-specific DNA binding; DNA-binding transcription factor activity, RNA polymerase II-specific. Bases 372 to 1172 code for a protein of 266 amino acids.